Molecule: messenger RNA, 5289 nt
Organism: Plasmodium gonderi
Lineage: Eukaryota; Apicomplexa; Aconoidasida; Haemosporida; Plasmodiidae
Exons: 1
Coding region: 1-5289 (1762 amino acids)
Source: RefSeq, a predicted model, not a curated record
AUGAAAGAGGAAAAUUAUUUUUUGAAAAAUAUGGACCUUGAGAAACAUGACGAGCGGAUAAGUGUUGUGAAUACUUGUGAUAGUAGAGGAAAUACCAAUCAGAGCAAUUCUGUGGGUAAAGAGAGCCAGAGAAAUGCAAGUGGAAUAAGAGACCAAGAUAAUUUUAAUAGAAAUGUCAAUGAAGGUGAUUUUAGAAGGAACACAAUCCUGAAGUGCUUUAAUUAUAAUGUAGAUCAAAGUGGUAUUAUUGGGAUUGUUAACCUGUACAAUGGCGAUUUGGAGAAAAAUGUAGGUGAAUACAUACAGAACGCUGCUAACAUGUACGAGAAAAAAAAUAUAAAUGAAAAUCAUAACAAAAGAGAGAAUUGUGGUGAAACUAAUAAAAGUAUCUAUUAUAAGAAUGAUAUUGUUCUGAUUAACAUAUACCUGAAUCCAGAUAAUGGCAUAUAUAAUAAAUAUUCAAAAGAUGGUGAUGUAAAAAGCAUAUUAAGUAUGAUUGAACACGUUUUAAUGAGUAGGGACAACCCAGAAAAAGCAGCUUUAAUUAGUUAUGGAAAUAAUUUAACAGGCAGAUAUUAUCACAUUAGUAAUAAUGAGAAAUUAUUAGAUGUAUUAAAAAAUUCAGAAAUGAGGAAAAACACAGAUAUGUUAUUCAAGUACAUUGGAGUUGAUGAGGAGAUUGAAAAAUCACUUAGAUGUAAUGAAGCAAACCAAAAUGGGGACAGUAUGAAUGAAUUAGGAAAUUCACAAAACCCCACGAAUAACAAAUGUAAUUCUAUGGAACAUGUGAAAAUAGAUCUCUUAUGUUCUGAACUUGGGAAAGGGAAGAAUUACGUGAAUUUGAGUCAGUUGAAACCGUAUCAAUUAAACCUCAUGCAUCUUAACCUGAAUGAGGAGGAAAUGAACCAUGUGAUCCAAAAUCAGCAGAUGAAGAAUCUCCAAAUGAUCGAUACAGUCAAGCCAAAUACAAAAGGUGGUGAGGAAUCUAAUAUCGAGCUGGAUAUCGUGAAGAGACCAACUAAUAGGUAUGAAACUUUUGGAGAAGAGGUAUAUAAUGACAAAGGAGAGAAGGAAAAGCACACAGGAGCAAGAAACCGAAGAAAAAAUGACCAACCCCAUUAUUCCAUUGACAUAGAUGUGCCAAACGACAUAGAUAGUAUAUAUAAGAAAAGACCAAAAAGAACAUAUUACCAUGGCUUUAGUUAUAUUCCGAUGCACGAUCCAAAGAGAGAAGAACAAAUGGAAAGAGAAAAUGAUGAACAGAAUGAGCAGCAAAGAAGGGAGGAAAUGGAGAAUGUGGUAAAAAUGAAGGAAAUGAGGGAAAAGGAUGAAAGGAACGAUACGGACGAUAUCAUUGAAGCAGUCGAAACGGAAGAGACUGAAGAAAUGGAUGAAAUUGAAGAAAUGGAUGAAAUUGAAGAAAUGGAUGAAAUUGAAGAAAUGGAUGAAAUUGAAGAAAUGGAUGAAAUUGAAGAAAUGGAUGAAAUUGAAGAAAUGGAUGAAAUUGAAGAAAUGGAUGAAAGUGACGAAACGGAGGAAAAGUAUCAAAUUGACAAAAUACACGAAAUAGACAAAAUGAAGCAUGCAUAUAAAAUUUAUAGAAUGUGCAGAAUGCACAGAAUGUGCCAAAUGUACCAGAUAAACAAAAUGCACCAUAUAAACAAAAUGAAUCAGAUAAACAAAAUGCAUCAUAUAAAGAAAAGGCAACACACUAACAAAAUAUACCAUGUGAACAAAAUGGACAACUCGAAUCAUAUGGAAGAAGAGAGGAAAAGAAAAAUGUCUCAGAACCAAAGCAACUACACGAGAAAUGAAGAUGAGAACAUACUAAAUGAGCUAAAAAUUCAUAAAGAGAACAUGCAAAUGGAAAGAAAACAUCUACAUGAAGAAAAUCAUGGAUCAAAUAUACUUGGUAGAGACAGAAAUGAUGAGGAAGAUUUUCAGGAAGAAAGAAACCAUGAUUCAAAGAUAAAAAAUGCAAAUGAAAUAUUAUAUGUCAAGAAUCUAAGUAACCUUGCCAGCAAAGGUGUCGUGAAAAAUGAAACAGAGGUGCGAACAGAUAUUUCCCUAACAAGCAAUGAAAAAAAUGUAUUAUCUGAGAAAGAAUUAAUUGCAAAAAAUUUAGAAACUGUUGGAAAUUGUGAGGGUUUUGAAAGUUCUGAAAGUUUGAGUAGUACAGAAAUGGAGGAGUAUGGGGAUGAGGAAUUCGAGAAAAGGGUCAAAAGUGAAGAACUUGUGGAAAAGGAGAAAACAGAAGAAACCAAGAAAAUACACAAAAAUAAGGAACUUAUGGAAAAUUCCGUAAAUGUUGAUGUUCCGGUCAGACACGUAUCUAUAGAUGGAGAAUGCAUGGCAUGUGCCCUUUUUUACAAAAUAAAAAAGGGGUGCAUAUAUUCAGAGGUCCUCAAUUUGGGAUAUAGAACAGACAACUCGAAUAUUCCUCAGACAUAUAGAGAAGAAGGCGAGAGAAAAAUUAUUACGAAUGAUUUCGUAUGUACCAACAGUAAAAUGAAAAAUGAAAACAAAUGCGUUUUUUCAGCAUCUAAACGGAUUAACACAUCGAGAGAUAACUCUUUUGAGUGCACAAAUAUGAAUAUUAUAAAUAGAUCCCAUAUGAAUAGGUUAAAAUGGGACGAUAAUGAGGAAUUGAUUUCCAACAUUUUGAACACGAUUAAAAAGGAGGAAUUUGCAAACAACUUGAAAAGUGGGAAUGCUGGCUAUGAUAAAAUUGAGGGAGUCUCUAUGAAGAGAUGCAAUACUAGCGGAGGAGAAAAUACCAACCACGGUGAUAAUACCAAUCGAGAAAAUCAAAUAAACCAGGGACAUAACAACCCAAGUAGCUGCAUUAAUAGUGACUCAUCUUCAAAAAAUAAGGCUGAAGGAUGUUUCGAUAGUUCUGAGAUUGAAGAAAGUGAUACGGACAAUUACUCCAAGGGAAGUAGCUACAUAAGCAAAAAUGAAAGUCUAGUCGAAAAGGGUAAAGAAGAAAUGAAUCACAGGAAUGUAUCAAAUUCUCGAUUUAUCAAUGCUUGUACAGUUAGCAAUGGAUCUUUUUCAUUGCAGAAUAAUUCAUAUAUUUUUUUAUCUUCUACUCCUCAAAAUCCAUCCAGGUAUUACUCUUUUGAAGCUCCAAUCUCAUAUUAUGAAGAACAAAAAAAAUAUCGAAUGGAAAAAGGAAUAAGUAGGAACAUAUUCCAAGGAUAUCAUCCAAGAAUCAACAUGAAUAAUAUUUUGAUGUAUAACAAAAUAAGAGUUGCACAAAAAUUAGGUAAGGAUGUGAAUUUUAGCUGUUCAAGAGCAUACUAUAGGGAAAAUAAAGACAUGGGAAGAAUAAAUAUUUCCACUAAUAUUGAUAAACAAGAAGAACGAUGGCUACAGAAACUACAAGAGCUGCAAAAACUACAAGAACAUAUUAUAGACGCGAAUAAAACUAUUAAUACUACUGCUGCUGCUAUUCAAAAGAAAAUGAAAAAAUUUUCGAUUGUAACUACAAAGGAUGAGGAAGUUCAAACUGAUAAGUUGGAUUAUGUGAGAAUAAAUUUUGGCUACUUCAAAAGCAGAUGUCCUAUUUAUAGUGGUAUUCCAAGUAAUUCACAUGGACAAUUGAACAGUUUAUGUUUGAAAAAGAAAAAAAUAACAGAAAUAGAUUCAAAUAUAGAAAAUAAAGGCACAAAUAGAUAUAACAAAUAUGUCAUUAGAAAAUUCAAUCAAGGACUGUUGAGGAAUCAUGAUAAUUUAAUAAACGAUAACAAAAAUAAUAACGCAGAUGAGAAGAGAAUAAACAUUUACUCUCAAGAAUUAGCAAACAGUUCACACAGCUAUGUGAAAGAAAUUACAGAAAAUGAUGGAGUAUUGGAAUUAGUUCCACUUAUAAUGAAAGCACAAGAUCAAACAGAGAUAGAAAGAAAAUCCUAUAAUAAUACAGAAAAAAGAAGAAAUAUGUUUUCGAAAUUUCAAAAGAAUAAUAUUUAUUUACAUAACAAAAUAUGGAAUAAUAAGAUGAUGCAUUGUAGAACCAACUGUAACAACCAUGAUUUUGACUGUAACAUGAAAAACGUAGAAAAGAGGAGUGAAAAUUUACCAUACAAUCCUCAAAUGAAUUACAGGAAUGAGCUUCUUUCCAAUAUGAACAAUUUUGGAAAUUUCACCAAUGAUUAUAUGAUUGCACCUAUAAAACAGUUACAUAAUAAAAGGGAAUGUUAUGCAAAUGAAGAGAUUACGAAUACAUACCAUAACACAAAUUAUGGAUUUAUGGACACAUAUAACAUGAAUGUAAAAAGACUGGACACAUUCAACGCAGAAAAAUAUAACAGUAACAUGACUUUUAAAUCCCCCAUUAAUAUAAAAAAUGCAUUCAAUAAUGAGUUAUAUAAUUGUAGAAAGAAUCUGUAUCACAGAAAUUUGGACCGUGGAAACGAACAUUGCGUAGAUGCACAUCAAAUCAAUUCGCGUAAUCACAAAUUCCAUCAGCACAGGGACAAUAUGGUUCACUACCAGCAAAUAGUUGCUUCACGAGCCCACAGAAAUCAAUAUAGAAAUAAUAGUUUUAUUCACAAAUAUAUUCUUCAGGAUGAUAAUUCAUUAAAAAGGGUUUUCAAAAGAGAAAGAGAAGUAUUUGAUUUCAGCACAAAAAGAAACGGAAAAUUGACUACUUAUUUUAAACAUUCAGGUAACCCCCACCAAGAUAUUAUAUUGAGGACACGCACGAACAAUUAUGAGAAUGAAAAUCUGAACACAGGAAGCCAAAAAAGCUAUGCCCAGAUGCAUAAUUUGAAUUAUAACAAUGCACAAAUACGUCACUUGAACAGGAGCAACCACAGUACCAGAAAUGAGAUUCAUGAAAAAAAUAAUAAUCAAAUGUUUUUUGUCAGAGGCCCUAGAGGUUGCAAGAUAUGCUUUGCUCAGCACGCAAGAAAUAGAAUAAACUUAAAUUACGGUGGAAACAUAAGCGGAAAUUUGAGCUACAAUUUUAGAAAUAGUAUAACGGAAAAUAUGAACAAUAAAACACAUUUCAAGACACAUAACAAUUACUAUAAAAAUAAUAUAAUGAAUAAAGGGUAUCCAUAUCCACUACAUAAAUCACAGCACAGUUGUAGAUACAACUGCAAUCUUAUGUGCAAUUGUCUAACGAGUAAAUUGAACUAUGUGCAGAAUAAGGAAUUAAAACAAGUUAACCAUUUUAAUGCAUUUCGAAAGAACAAAUUUCAUAAAAAGAAUUAUGUAUUGAAUAACUUUCAUAUUACACAGAACAACUUGGACAUGGAUCCAACUAACUCGAAAGAGUCAUAA